Molecule: messenger RNA, 2178 nt
Organism: Hydractinia symbiolongicarpus
Lineage: Eukaryota; Metazoa; Cnidaria; Hydrozoa; Anthoathecata; Hydractiniidae
Product: four and a half LIM domains protein 1-like
Exons: 5
Coding region: 146-688 (180 amino acids)
Cellular component (GO): nucleus; Z disc
Molecular function (GO): transcription coregulator activity
Source: RefSeq, a predicted model, not a curated record
UUAAAAAGCUAUGAACGUAAACAAACUGAAUGAGUCGUUACAACUUUUUUAAUGUUAUAAGUUAAACGCCCAUUAUCGACUGUGUUGAGUGGAAAACAUUUAUACGUUUUAUUAACCAGAUCAUUAAAUUAAAAAGUUAGAAAAUAUGUCUGCGAGAGAAACGAAAUGUUGGAAAUGUUUUGGCUUUAUUAAUGACCAAAAAGUGCGCUUUCAAGAAAAACAAUAUCAUCCACUUUGCUUUGUUUGUGACAUGUGCAAGAAACCUUUAGCAGGUGUGACAUGCCAUGAAGAAGGUGGGAAAUUGCACUGUCAGCAAUGUUAUAAUAUCCUGCAGGAAGACCGGUGCGCUCGCUGUAAGACGUUAAUCAAGUCAAAUAAACAAUUAUACAAAGGCAAAGGAUAUCAUCCUGAAUGCUUUACAUGUCACUCCUGUAAACAGUCGCUGGAAGGACAAAGUUUCCAUUUUGACGAUGGUGAAUUCUACCACGAAGAUUGCUACCGCAACGUGAACGCAUAUAAAUGCGACGAAUGUAAACAACAAAUUGAUGGCAACGAUAUUAAUUUCUCCCUGUUUCGUGGAAAGUAUUAUCACCAUCGCUGUUUCGCAUGCGCCCAAUGUAACAAACCUUUGGGCGGAGAAACAUUUAAGGUUUUAAUAGGACAGAGGUAUUGCAAACAAUGCCGAUAGAAUAAAAGAUAAUGUGUAUUGUAGUACACAUUAAUAUUUCUAAAAAUAAGCAACUCGUUUAUAAGCCAUUCUCCUGAAACCUGCAAGUUUGCUGAAACAACUUCGAGUUGAAUAUAUGCAAACAAUUUAUGUGUUUGAGUAGAUGCUUUCACAGGUAAUGUGGACUUGAAGCAUUUAUUUUUCCUAUGAUAAUCGCUUACACUCUUUUGUGUAACACUUUUAUCCCUCUUUCUGUUUUUAAACCAAAUAAUUGUGCUAUAGAAGUGUCAUGCUAGUAAAUUUGGUGAUUUUUCGCAAGGUUUUUGAUAACCGUCUACACUGUCUAAGAACUGUUAAGGCAUUUUUUAGUAACUUAAAACUAGGUCCAGAGUCAAUUUGCUUAUAAACAAAUACUUGUAUUUACUUCAAUAAAGUCCUUUGAGUUCAGCCCUGAUGACUCUUCAACAUUUUUUUAAAAAAAAUUGCUGACUUUUUUUUCCGAGUUGAAUUUAUAAUCCUAAGUUGAUGUGAUAAGUGAAAAUAUCUAUAAAAAAAGUGUGGAUUCAAAUGUUUGUUUUGUGAAUAGAUGUGUGCGAUGAUUCGAGUAGUCUUAGCUUGCACCUAGGAGCUUGCUCUUACUUCUCUGGUGGUCAGAGAAUAUUGUUUGACUAUGAAAUAUUUCAAAUCUGUCCUCUGUAGAUAGAUAGCAUCACUGAUAGCAUCUCUGCUCCCUAAAGUCUCUAGAUUAGAGCCAUUAUCACGGCCGACGUCAAUAUCAAUGGCAAAAUUUCCUGGGAACAAGGUUGUAUAGGCGGAACCUAUCCUUUUUUAGUUUUUAAAUUGCUUUUUAAACAAUUAUUUUUUAUGAUUGUAUAACUGCAUCGAAUAACUUCCUUAAUAACUUUAAUAAACAAAAAAAAUAAAUGAAAUCGAUUUCCUUAUCUAGUUUUAUCCAUAUAUGGAAUUCGUGUAUAUUCUUGUUUAUAAAAUUUAAAUUAUGUUGUUAUUAAUGUUUUCCUGACUUUUCCACAACGUAACUGUUUUUUUUUAACGAAACGCCCCACAUCGUGUCCCCCUCCCCUUAACACAAAAUUUCGGGGACCAUUCAGAAGAUUUUCAUGCAGGCACAAGAUCAGGUCCAAAAAUUCUAAUUUAGACCAUCACUGUUUGCUUGCUGUGUCACGUUUUGUGGGAAAUUUGACCUUUUUUAAUGCAGGAUCAAUUUGUAAACAUUGUAUAGAUAUAAAAUUGAAAAUUUGUACAAUAUCACGGAAAUAGGAAAGAGAGACGUUAUUAAAAAUACGUUGACUGUGGUGUAAUAUAGUUGAUGCAUGUUUUAAAAUACAAAACAGUUGCUGUACGGUUGUCUUUAAACUUGAAGAUGGUAAAAUAAAAUAACAAAUUACUACGAUUCACAAUGUGGUAACAAUUACUCUAAAUAGAGACCCAAGACUGAUAUUCAUUGCAUUAAAAAGAAGACAUAUUUCGACAUACGUCGAUCCUACAAAUUU